Messenger RNA from Physella acuta, 726 nucleotides. RefSeq lists its product as uncharacterized. Lineage: Eukaryota; Metazoa; Mollusca; Gastropoda; Physidae. The record is from RefSeq and is a predicted model, not a curated record.
AUCAGUGACCACCCUACCAUUCCCCCUGUACAAAGGUAUCCUACUCUUGACCUAAAGUUGACCGGACGCCAUGGCAUCCUACCAGGCUACGCAGCGGUCACAGCUGGAGAUUAAACGGGAGGGGGAGGCGUUAGGUUACGCGGGGACAAAGCUUUUAAAAUGGGUCAGGGAUGAGGUGGACGCGGAACGGGCUAGGGUAGACAGGGAACGAGAAUUUCAGCAAGCAGAGUGGGCUAGGGACAAGGAAAAAGAGGAGCGUCAAAUUCAGCUGUUAGAGUUGGAAAUUAAACGAAUAGAGUUAGCGAAUCGUAGCAACGAGUAUGUGGGGAAGGGGGAGGAGCAAAUAGGUGUCGGAUCAUCGAAGGUAACACUACCAAAGUUUGAUGGGGUGGCCGAUCACCUAGACUUUUUUCUCCUUCGUUUUGAAGAAGAGGCUAGGCAAAACAGAUGGAGGCAAGACUGCUGGAGUAAUGAGCUCCGCAAAUUAAUGCCGGCAGAACUAUUGCCAGUGUGCUUUAUGGGACACAGAGCGGAAGCAAAAGCUUCCUACGAGGAGAGCACCCACUUUCAAUGUAGGGUCUACUAUGCACAGCUAUUCAAUUGAAUGUACCAACCGGCCAGCUUGGGGCUAAAACUUAGUACAGAGGUCUGUGGGUGAGGAAGUGUGACCACGCCGCCCUGGAGACCAGUCGCCCCUUCCAGGCUACUUUAAAUUGUAUCGUUAUU